AUAUCGGCGUAGAAAACACACAUACGGCGUAGAGUCAGAGCUGCCAGCUUGGUGUUCACACUUCUGACCAGCUCCUGAUUCUCAGCGUGUCCAACAUCUGUGGGGACAUGGACAGGUCUCUGUGAAGGAGGGACAGGGACAAGGAGGACACUUCAGCGACACUGCGCGCCUCUGGACCCUGUGAGACACUCCUUGGUUUUGUUUUUUUUUCUUCUUUUUCCUCCUCAUGUUGAUCGCUGGAUGUGGAUCACAGUGAGCAGGGAUCCCAGCAGCAGACUGACACUUUAGUCCCUGGUGCUUUGUGUAUAGGAAAUGGCAACUGCUCUCAGUGGACGGAACCCUGGCGGACGUGGGCCGCAGCGGAGCAAGGGUCGGAUUUUGGGCAUCAUCGACGCCAUCCAGGAUGCCGUGGGGCCUCCGAAACAAGCGGCUGCUGACCGGCGCACUGUGGAGAAGACGUGGAAGCUCAUGGACAAAGUUGUGCGGCUGUGCCAAAACCCCCGACUCCAGCUGAAGAACAGUCCACCGUACAUCCUGGAUAUCUUACCUGACGCCUACCAGCACCUGCGGCUCAUACUGGGCAAAUACGAGGAGAACCAGAGACUGGCGCAGCUCAGUGACAAUGAGUACUUUAAAAUCUACAUCGACAGCCUUAUGAAGAAAUCCAAACGGGCCAUCCGGCUCUUCAAAGAGGGGAAGGAGAGGAUGUAUGAGGAGCAGUCACAGGACAGGAGGAAUCUGACCAAGCUGUCGCUGAUCUUCAGUCACAUGCUGGCUGAAAUCAAAGCCAUCUUCCCUGGAGGACAGUUCCAGGGAGACACGUUCAGGAUCACCAAGGCUGAUGCCGCUGACUUCUGGAGGAGAUUUUUUGGAGACAAGACGAUAGUGCCGUGGAAAGUCUUCCGACAGUGCCUUCACGAGCUGCAUCCCAUCACCUCGGGCCUGGAGGCCAUGGCCCUCAAGUCCACCAUUGACCUCACCUGCAACGACUACAUCUCUGUGUUUGAGUUCGACAUCUUCACGCGCCUUUUCCAGCCUUGGGGAUCAAUUCUGAGGAAUUGGAAUUUCUUGGCAGUGACUCACCCCGGCUACAUGGCCUUCCUCACCUACGACGAAGUCAAAGCCCGACUGCACAAGUACAUCAACAAGCCUGGAAGUUACAUCUUCAGACUGAGCUGCACACGGCUGGGCCAGUGGGCCAUUGGUUAUGUGACCAACGACGGCAACAUCCUGCAAACCAUCCCCCACAACAAACCUCUGUUCCAGGCCCUCAUCGACGGCUACAGGGAGGGCUUUUACUUGUUUCCUGACGGUCGCAGUUACAACCCUGACCUCACUGGUCUUUGUGAGCCGACGCCUCAUGAUCACAUCAAAGUGACACAAGAGCAGUACGAACUCUACUGUGAAAUGGGCUCCACCUUCCAGCUCUGUAAGAUCUGCGCCGAGAACGACAAGGACGUCAAGAUCGAACCGUGCGGACACCUCAUGUGCACUUCCUGUCUGACAUCCUGGCAGGAAUCGGACGGUCAGGGAUGUCCGUUCUGCCGCUGUGAGAUCAAAGGCACAGAGCCCAUCAUUGUGGAUCCCUUUGACCCACGAAACGAGGGCACCAAGUGCUUCUUCCUGAACCGGCACAGCUGCCACAUGCUGGACCUGGACGACGAGGAAGACCGAGAGGACUGCCUGGUCAUGAACGGACUGGCCAACAUCAGGAAGCACUGUGCCGAGCGCCAGAACUCGCCAAUGGUGUCGCCCAGCUCUUCACCUGUCAGCCAGCACAGGAAAGCCCACAGUGGAGACACUGGACACUGCGUGCAGCACCUCGGCCUUCCCCCCGUCCCUCCACGACUGGACCUCAUUCAGAAAGGUGCCAUCCGCUCCCCAUCUGCCAGUCCCACCGGCUCCCCGAAGUCUUCACCAGGCAUGUCCAGGAAGCAAGACAAGCCUCUCCCAGCUCCACCUCCUCCCCAGAGGGAUCCACCUCCACCACCUCCCCCGGAGCGUCCUCCUCCCAUCCCGCCAGAGUCGCGCCACUCUUGGUUCCCCACUUCCUCCUCCUUGUCCUCGUCCAUGUCGUCCUCCACGAGCGCACUGUCAGACGCCCAGAUGCCCCCCGAAACGCGGCCGACCAAAGACAGCCACUCGGCAGACGCCCACAGGAGCGGAGUGGAGCACCAGCUUCAGAUGGGACACACUGGCCACUCCCUCCUGAACGGAAGACCACUAAGUUGUCCGUCUGCAGGAUUCGGAAGGUUACAUCACAGAAUGGAGGGGGCAGGAACCACAGAGGGCUCCAAGCCUUUCUCUAAUGGCGUUCAACUCGGCGAGGAGUAUGACAUCCUUCCCUCACGGCUCUCGCCAACUCAGUCCUCACUCACCAGUAGCCACAAAGCCCCCAACCCUUUCAGCAGUCCUGCGGUGGAGCGACCACAGAGGCUGAUGGAGCGGGCGGACGACGACUAUCAAGUCCCGUCGUCCAACAUCUGCCUGAGUCAGACUCCGCUCUGCAUCUCCGUGCCCGGCAGACACUUGGAUAACGGCUCACCAGAGCCAUCCAGUGAGGAGAAGAGGCCACACCCACCGGAGCCUGGUAGACACUCAGACUUGGACAGGGGUUUGGUCCCGGGGGCAGCACACGCUGUCCUCUGCCCCUUCACCACCAAGCAGUCACCGUCCGACUAUGACAUUCUGCUGCCGCCCCAAGCAUCAGAAGAUCUGUUCAACAGCCGCCCUCCAUCCCAGCCUCCACCGCCUCCUCCUCAGCCACCAGCGCGACACAGCUUCACUGACCUCUCCUCCUCUUCACUGUCCUCGUCCUUCAACACCUCCACGUCCUACUCGUCCUCCUCCAUGGUCACGCGGCCACACAGGCCGUCUUCCGGACACGAGCACUUGCUCUUAACCCCCGACACAGUGUUUGACAUGCUGAGCAGUGCCGCUCCUCUGCCUCCAGUCAGACGAUACACCGAACACCUGAAAGACUCGAGAAGCUGCCGUCUGGAGUACGACCAUUUACCUGUACUGAUGGACUGCUCGCAGGCUCCUGCCAGGCCGCCCAAGCCACUGCCAAGGAAGAUCCCCCCAGACAUCCAGUCCAAACCCCACGGCACGGAGUCCGAGACCGUGGACGCCAAGAUCGCCAAGCUGAUGGGGGAGGGCUACUCCUUUGAAGACGUGAAGCGGGCGCUGAUGAUCGCGCAGUACAAGGUGGACGUGGCCCGAAACAUCCUGCGAGAAUUUGCCUUAGUGGCCCCGAGACUUAACCUCUAGUUUUUUUUUAGAGACAGGGAAAAGAAGGGGGCGGGGCGUGGGGGAAGCACAACAGCGAAAGCUGUGCCUCUGAAUGGAAUCUUCAAAAAAA
Molecule: messenger RNA, 3361 nt
Organism: Solea senegalensis (Senegalese sole)
Lineage: Eukaryota; Metazoa; Chordata; Actinopteri; Pleuronectiformes; Soleidae
Gene: cblb
Product: Cbl proto-oncogene B, E3 ubiquitin protein ligase
Exons: 19
Coding region: 313-3270 (985 amino acids)
Biological process (GO): cell surface receptor signaling pathway; negative regulation of epidermal growth factor-activated receptor activity
Cellular component (GO): plasma membrane; membrane raft
Molecular function (GO): calcium ion binding; SH3 domain binding; receptor tyrosine kinase binding
Source: RefSeq, a predicted model, not a curated record